AUGGCACAAUGGCUGGGUGGGGGUGUCCUCCUGCAGCCGGGGUGUGAGCCCCUUGGCCCCUCCGAGGCAGCAGCGUCCAGCCCCGUGGAGCAGAAGAUGCAGGAAGAGCCCUUCCGCCCACGCUGCACCCAGGGCGGGGCCCAUGCGUCUCCUGAGGCUGCCCAGUGGCGCCCCCCAGCGCUCCGUCCUCGCCGCCGCCAUGGGUGGGGGGUCUCUGAAGUCGCCUCACCAGGUGGGCCUGGAGCAGCCCGCCAGCCCCGAACCCCGAGCGCCGGUGAGGACGGGGUGGUAGAAGGCUGGGUCAAGGGUCACCCGGGAAUUUCACUCGUCCACGGGGACCCCGCCGCUGCCCAAGCGCAGACAGACCCGGAGGCAGAGUGCCAGAGCUGCGCCAUCUUCAAGGGCUGCUGUUUGGUCACUCCUCGUCAUCUAUGUGGUGACCAUCCUAGAGGACCUGGCUGUCGUGGGGACCAUCAGAGCCAGCCACCACCUGCACACAUCCACGCACCUCUUCCUGGCCGACGUCUCGGUGCUGGAGACCCUGUACACCUCGGUCACCGUCCCGAAGCUGCUGGCCGGACUCCCAGCACAAGCGAGGACCAUCUAUCUCCUUCUCGGGGCACCUCACCUGGCUGCUCCUCUUCCUCUCACUCAGCUCCUCUGAGUGCGGCCUCCUGGCCACCAUGGACUGUGACAGGCCCCCGGUCAUCUGCCGCCUGCUGCACUACCCAGUCCAUUAUGGAGUUCAGGCUCUGCGUGCACCUGGCCCUCAGUGCCCGGCUCAGCGGCUUCCCGGCCUCCUUUGUGUCCAUGGCUCUCAACUCCAGCCUGAGGCUCUGCAGCCCCGAUGUCCUCAACCACUUCUGUGAUAUCCCACCCCUGCUAUGGCUCUCUUGCUCCAGCACCACUGCCAUAGAAAUACUGGACUCAGGCAGCCCAGGUGAUCCUCGCGGCUUCCCUGCAGACAACCAUGGUCUCCUACACCCACAUCCUGGCCAGGUUGCAAGGAUUCCAACAAGGCCCAGCAGCCUAAGGCCUUCCCCACCCAUGCCUCCCACCUGGGGUAGCGGCUUCUCUAACCUCAUCAAGCUGGUGCCAGGGGUCUACUUGGUUGCGAUCCCUCUGCUCAAACCCAUCAUCUACUGCCUGGGGAACAGCAACAUCAGGGUGGCCCUGGUCAAACUCCUCCAGGCCCUUCCCCUUUAGAGCUGCAGGAGGGAGAGCUGCCCAAUCCCUCUUCCUCCUUCCCUGUGCUCACAGACACUGGUGACAACCCAAGGCAGCCACAGCCCUCUCCCAACAGGGCAGUCAGCAAGUCCUGCCCUCGCCCAUAUCACCCAGAGUCAGAGCUGCCAAGAGCACAGAGUGGUGGCUGUAGGCAAGCAUCUCCAUGAGCAGGGGAGGGACAGAGAUGCCAGACCUGGGCCUCAGCACUGCCAGGACAGCUCCUCGCCACGGCAGCUGGGAGCCUCCAGCCCAGGAGAAGCUGGGCCUGGAGCUCACAAGAAGCCCCCUCUCACGGCCUCUCCCCUGACGCUCUCGGAUGAACAGCUGCUAUGGAGGCCAGCCACUCUGCCCAGUCCUCCAGGCCCAGAGGGAUGGUCUCCUUGCCAUGAGGUCCCAGCUCCUCAGAGCAGAGCCUGAGGCCAGGUGAGCGAAGGGCUCCGGCACAUCCAGGCAGCACCACCAAACACACAGGUGCCCCCUUUCCUCAGAAACAGGAACGUCAUUUUGUGUUCUUUUAUUGAAAGCUCCAUGGGUCUAAUGAAUAGACGACGUGCCCUUACCUGGUUUCUCUGCCUUUUCUCUCUGGUGCUUGAGGGCAGAAACUAAGUUGACCGAACAUGUCUCUUCCUAUUGGGCUGCAGCACCUGGUUGUGGGGAGGUAUCCCUUGCUUGAUUUCAUGGUUUUUCCAUGCCCCAAUCCCACCUCCCUCAUCACAGACACCCAGUGUGAUGCAUUCAGCAUGUGUCCUUGGAGAGAGAGGUACUCAACAGAUCCAUGGUGUUGUGUGUGAGUUUUAAAUUUAUGUCAAUUAUUUUUCACUGUAAAUCUCCUAUUUUUGUUUUGUGUAUUUUGAGGUUAUGUCAUGAAGUGCAUACAGAUUUAGAAAUGUUUUAUCAUCUUGGUAAAUUUAACCUUUCAUCACUAAGAAGCAUUACUCUUUGUCCCUAGUAGUGCUUUUACCUCAACCUUUAAGUCAUAAAGUCUACUUUGUCUGGCAC
Messenger RNA from Pongo pygmaeus (Bornean orangutan), 2226 nucleotides. RefSeq lists its product as uncharacterized. The transcript has 3 exons. Lineage: Eukaryota; Metazoa; Chordata; Mammalia; Primates; Hominidae. The record is from RefSeq and is a predicted model, not a curated record. Bases 1 to 1206 code for a protein of 401 amino acids.